Messenger RNA from Capronia epimyces CBS 606.96, 1521 nucleotides. RefSeq lists its product as uncharacterized. The transcript has 6 exons. NCBI's taxonomy places the organism in Eukaryota, Fungi, Ascomycota, Eurotiomycetes, Chaetothyriales, Herpotrichiellaceae. The coding region runs from base 1 to 1521 and encodes 506 amino acids. Gene Ontology annotation, cellular component: membrane. Gene Ontology annotation, molecular function: transmembrane transporter activity. Gene Ontology annotation, biological process: transmembrane transport. The record is from RefSeq and is a predicted model, not a curated record.
AUGGCCACCAACCCAAACCAAGAGUCGAAAGCCGAGGAGGGCGGGAUCAAGCAUGAACAUACAGCAGCGCGAUCUUCAUCAUCUUCGCUGCCCGACCGAGAGGCUUUCCUUUCGUCCUUUACCGCCGAAGAGGAUCGGAAGAUCAUGCGCAAAGUCGACAAGCGAUUUCUGCUACUUAUCGGGCUGAUGUACAUCCUCAAAAACAUCGACUAUAUCAAUGCGGCGACCGUCAAGGUCUUGCAAGUCGGGCAGCCGCGCAAUAUCUUGAAGGAGCUGAACAUGACGGCGGAUGAGUACAAUUGGGUCCAGUCCAUUUACUUUAUCUCGUAUAUUGUGUUCGAGGUUCCUUCCAACCUCCUGCUCAAGAAGAUGACUCCUCGAAACUGGCAGUCCCGAAUCAUCGGCUCCUGGGGCCUGGUGCUUGCUUGCCACGCCGCCGUGCGUAACAAGCAGGGUCUUUAUGCUUGUCGGUUCUUUCUUGGAAUGAUGGAGGCAGGAUUGUUCCCUGGACUAGCUGCGCAGCUGUUAUCCUGGUACCGAAGUGAUGAAAUGGGGAAGCCGAUCAUGUGGAUGUUUGGCUUUCAAAACUGCGCCGGUAUCGUCGGUUCUCUGAUCGCAUAUGGAAUAUCGUACAUGAACGGCAUGUGCGGUCUCAGUGCAUGGCAGUGGGUCUAUUUGCUCGAAGGCAUAUACACGAUUCUGUUCGCCGGCGUCGUCUAUUUGGUCCUCCCCGACUAUCCCAAAUCGAAACGCUCGGCCAAGUGGCUCACACCGCGAGAACAAGAAUACCUCGAACUUCGACUUACGGACAACGCCCCGCGUACCGACGAGCCGGCCUUCAACAAGGCCGAAGUGCUGGCAUCUCUGAAAGACCCUCGAACUUAUGCCUUCUGCCUGUCCCAAAUUCUCAUGAACCUCGGCGGAUAUGGCUUACAGUGGCAGCUCCCAACCGUUACUACCAACCUUGGCUUCGCCGGUCUGCCCCGAAACCAGCUGCUCAACAUUCCUCCAUCGGCUGCAAGUGUCCUAGCCAUCAUCUUCGCUGGCUGGUUUCUCAAGAAGGCCUGGCUGACGCGACCGGAGUUCAUCAUGUUUCUCUGCGCCGGGGCUUUUGCCUUCUUCCUUGUGCUCUGCGUUAACGACGUCAGCCGUACCGCAACGUACAUUGCCUGCAUUUUCGGCACCAUGUUCUACUCCGUAUAUUUCAUUCCUUUCUGGGCUUGGCGAUCUGCAAGUCUCAAGGGCGCAACAGGCGCAGCAUUCACGUUGGCCUUCCAGUCUUGCAUUGGCCAAGUUGGAGGCGUCGUUGGACCGCAACUGUUCCAAUCCAAGUACGCACACAACGGCUACAAGGUCUCCUUCGCCAUUUGCGCUGCCGCCAUCGGCGCCAGCUGGCUCGCUAACUGCUGGACUUGGUAUUUGACCCGGAAGAAUGAGAAUGACAUCCAGAGGGUCAGGAAGCUGAGAAUCCAGGCCAACAAGGAGGGCAGAGUCUGGUCAGGAGAGGACGUCAAGUUGUAA